AUGGCAACCACAUCGCGCGCUCCCGGCGGUGGUUCAAGGGCAGGCCAAACCCAACAACCCCAGCCGCAACUCUCCUCCUCCUUGCGCACCUCCGCAUCCACAUCCUCAACGCAGACACAGACACAGACGCAGACGCAACCGCGCACCCAGGCCGUGCUGCACCUCCGCGGCGCGCCUCAAGCCGAACCAGAAGCAGAAGGCGCGAGGCGGCGCAUCCAGUGGGCGGAAGACGUGGUUGACAAUGAGGGGCUGGGCAGGAAGAAGAGCAAGGUGUGCUGUAUCUACCAUGCGCCGAAGGGGGUGGAUGAGAGCAGUGAUGAGAGCUCGAGUGGCGACGAUAGUAGCAGUAGUAGUAGUGGUGAUGAUGACAGUGGGGAUGACGGGCGGGCGAGACCGGUUGGUGGUGGUGGUGGUAGUGGGGGCAAGAGAGGGAGCAAGGGAGGUAAGAGAGGGGGGUGUGGUCAUGGCCAUGAUCAUGGAGGAGAGGGGAAUGGGGAGGGGGGGAGUGGCAGUGGGAGUGGGGGCGUGAGGAAGAGGAGUCCGAAUGCGUAUGAGAGGAUGCCGAAGGUUAAGGGGAAGGGGAAAGCGAGUUAG
Drepanopeziza brunnea f. sp. 'multigermtubi' MB_m1 is the source of this 594-nucleotide messenger RNA. The record is from RefSeq and is a predicted model, not a curated record. Lineage: Eukaryota; Fungi; Ascomycota; Leotiomycetes; Helotiales; Drepanopezizaceae.